This is a messenger RNA of Phaeodactylum tricornutum CCAP 1055/1, 1261 nucleotides long. Its product is annotated as dehydrogenase. The record is from RefSeq and is a predicted model, not a curated record. The transcript is spliced from 2 exons. NCBI's taxonomy places the organism in Eukaryota, Bacillariophyta, Bacillariophyceae, Surirellales, Neidiaceae. Gene Ontology annotation, molecular function: oxidoreductase activity. The coding region runs from base 46 to 1224 and encodes 392 amino acids.
GUGGCCUUUCGGUCUACCCAAAACGAUCGAUCCCGGACAAUCAGGAUGAAUGCGACCAAGAAUCUGUUACGUUCUCGUGUCGGAAAAUACUCGCGUGCAUUGGUACGACCAGUAGCAAAGCUUACGGGAAACGCGUUCCCGUUGCGUGCCGACUUUCGUGGAACGAGUCAGUCCACAGUCGUUCCGCAUCAUCGAUUCUUUGGCACCGACGCGCACGUUAAUGUCGUUCACGUUUCGGUCCAAGAAGCCCGAGAAACAACCGCCAAGGCGCUGCAAAUGAUUGGCUGGGAUCACGAAGAUGCAGCUCUCCAGGCAGAAAUUAUGACGGCCGCCGAAUUGUGUGGCAACAAUCAGGGACUCGUCAAAAUGUACCAACCCGCACUCAUGGCGCCGUCGCCCAACGCCGGGAAACCAACUGUCGAACGCGAGACUCCCACAUCGGCUGUCGUUAACGCAAAUCAAUCACCCGGGAUGCUCGCUGCCGUCAAUGCUGCCGACUUGGCGGUCCACAAAGCAACAACCAACGGUCCUAUUGCCAUCGUUACCUCCUACAAUACCUCUACUUCGUCGGGACAGCUGGCCUUUUAUGUAGAACGCAUGGCACGAAAAGGAAUUAUUGGGAUUGCUAUGGCCAAUUCACCAGAGUUCGUGGCGGCGGCUCAAGGAGGAAAGCCCGUCUUUGGGACCAAUCCCAUCGCCGUGGGAAUUCCACAAAAAGACGCGGUUCCCUUUACGUUUGACAUGGCGACUUCGGCAAUUGCCUUGUUUGGGUUACUGACUUCCAAAGCGCAGAACACGCCGCUGCCAUCCAAUGUUGCCUAUGGUAAAGACGGUGGUUGGACCACUGAUGCCGCAGAAGUGUUGGACGGCGGUGCAAUUGCAACCUUCGGUGGACACAAAGGUGCAGGGCUGGCCUUGUGUAUUGAGCUAUUGGCUGGGGCUCUCUCGGGAAGCGCAGUACUUGGACUUGUGGAAUCCAAAAAGUCGGCCAAGUCAUGGGGACAUUUGUUUAUUGCUAUCGAUCCCAAUGCUUUGACGGACGAUUUUGAAAGCAAGACAGCCUCUGUUAUCGCCGCGGUGAAAGCGUCCGGUGACAACAUUCGUAUCCCGGGAGAGCGGUCCGCAAACAUGUCGGAGGAACGAAAAGCUGUGGGAAUCAUGCCCGUACCACAGAAGAUUUGGGAAUCCAUUGUCUUGACUGCUGAGCACGGCAUCCAAAACUAGACAAUAAUUUGAAAGGUAAAGAAAGACUUUCGCGUCU